Messenger RNA from Cyphellophora attinorum, 1452 nucleotides. Its product is annotated as N amino acid transport system protein. The coding region runs from base 1 to 1452 and encodes 483 amino acids. The record is from RefSeq and is a predicted model, not a curated record. Gene Ontology annotation, biological process: amino acid transmembrane transport. The transcript is spliced from 3 exons. Gene Ontology annotation, molecular function: amino acid transmembrane transporter activity. NCBI's taxonomy places the organism in Eukaryota, Fungi, Ascomycota, Eurotiomycetes, Chaetothyriales, Cyphellophoraceae. Gene Ontology annotation, cellular component: vacuolar membrane.
AUGAGUCGAAUCGGGCCGCCGCCUAAGCUUGGGUCUAUUCCAGUCGAUUCUGACCAAGGAGAGGCGCAACAGAAGCUCAUUGAGAUGGAGGCGGACAACGCCAUCAAGUACCGGACGUGCUCAUGGCAGAAAACGGCAGCUCUGCUCUUUUCAGAGUAUAUUUGCCUGGCUAUCAUGUCCUUCCCGUACUCGUACAGUGUGCUGGGCUUGGUUCCCGGACUCAUCCUCACGAUGGUCGUGGCAGCCUUCGUUCUGUAUACUAGCCUGAUCGUUUGGGAGUUCUGCCUAAGGCAUCCUGAAGUUCGAGAUGUUACAGAUAUCGGACAAAUGCUGUUCUGGAAUUCGCCAAUUGCAUGGUGGGCGACGGCUGUCAUGUUCAUUCUCAACAACACUUUCAUCCAAGGGCUCCACGUCCUGGUCAUUGCUCGAUAUCUCAACACGAUGACAGAGCACGCUACCUGUACUGUUGUGUUCGCAGUGGUUGGUGCUGUCGUUAGCUGGAUCUGCUCCAUGCCACGAACGUUUGACGCGCUGGCGAAGCUAGCCACCCUUUCGGCGUUUUUCACCUUCAUAUCGGUCAUUCUGGCAACAGCUUUCGCAGGUGUCGAGGGUCAGGAGGGUACUCGCGGAUAUUCACCAGAGCCAGGUCAUGUUGGUCCGGACGGCUCUUUUGUCCCUGGUGGCAAGCCGCUCGUCCUGGCUGUGCCACAAGCUGGCACAACUUACGUCGAUGGCAUGGAAGCCUUCAUGAACAUCGCGUACACAUUUAUCGGACAGAUCACGCUUCCAUCAUUCAUCGCCGAAAUGAAGGAUCCUAACGACUUCCCGAAGGCGCUGUGGCUGGUCACGAUCUGCGAAGUCAUUGUCUUUGGUCUCGUGGGCGCCGUCAUAUAUGCUUACACCGGAACACAAUACAACACAGCUCCUGCUUUCGGGUCGCUCGGCAACGAGGUGUAUCUGAAGGUCAGCUUCUCCUUCAUGAUCCCGACUCUGAUUUUUUUGGGAGUACUUUACGCGUCUGUAUCAGCGCGAUUCGUCUUCUUCCGAAUCUUUGAGGGUUCGCGCCACAAGUCGGAGCACACAGUGAUUGGAUGGGCCAGCUGGGCUGGCAUCCUAGCACUCACCUGGGUUCUUGCGUUCAUCAUCGCAGAGGUCAUUCCGUUCUUCUCGGACCUGCUCGCUCUCAUGAGCGCCCUGUUCGACAGCUUCUUUGGGUGGAUCUUCUGGGGCACAGCAUACCUACGUAUGCGCCGUGCCGAUCUCGGACCUGGUUUCUGGAAGAAACGUGGCAUUCGUGGCUAUGUCGGAUUCUUCAUGAACAUCACCAUCAUCAUAAUUGGCUUCUACUUCUUGGGCCCGGGCACAUACGUCUCGGUGAAGGCGAUUAUGAACUCCUACGCGGCCGGAACCGUGCCGGGAGUGUUUUACUGUGGUGACACCAGUGUCGGCUGA